This is a messenger RNA of Alternaria metachromatica, 798 nucleotides long. RefSeq lists its product as uncharacterized. Bases 1 to 798 code for a protein of 265 amino acids. The record is from RefSeq and is a predicted model, not a curated record. The transcript has 3 exons. Gene Ontology annotation, biological process: D-sorbitol catabolic process. Gene Ontology annotation, molecular function: L-iditol 2-dehydrogenase (NAD+) activity; zinc ion binding. Lineage: Eukaryota; Fungi; Ascomycota; Dothideomycetes; Pleosporales; Pleosporaceae.
AUGAACACGUCCUUCGUCCUGAGCCCAUCCAGGGUGUUCUCAUACGAGAAUGGUCCAGUCCCAGGUCUUCCAACUCCCAGGCACAUUCGCGUGAGGAUUGUGGCUACCGGUCUUUGUGGUUCUGACGUACAUUACUGGCGGCAUGGGCAUAUCGGCAACUAUGUGGUCGAGAACCCGAUCACUCUUGGCCAUGAGUCUGCCGGUAUCGUCGAUGCUUGUGGAUCAGCCGUCACAGGGUUGUCGGCUUUUGGCGCUGCGAAAGUUGUGGUCAUUGACGCAGUGGCCCCCAGGCUGAGCUUUGCGACCGACUUCGGUGCCGACGACGUAUACAUGAUGGAAGCUGGGUUUCCAGAAACGAAUGCCCAGAAGGUUUUGGAGAAGGCUGGGCUGGCUACAGGGUUUGAUGUUGUGAUUGAUGCAACAGGAGCAGAGCCAUGCAUCAACUGUGGUGUAGCUGCAUUGAAACGCGGUGGAGUCUUCAUUCAAGCUGGGCUGGGCUCUCCCAAGAUCGCAUUUCCAAUCGGCCAGAUUUGCGACAAAGAAGCUACGCUCAAAGGAAGCUUUCGAUACGGGCCAGGAGACUACAAGCUUGCCAUCCAGCUACUAGAGUCCAAUCGUGUUCAACUAGAUAGUCUUAUUACUCAUGAGUUCGCGUUCUCAGAUGCGGAACAGGCUUUUCAGAAUGUUGCGGAUAGAGUCGGCAUCAAGUCGCUCAUAUAUGGACCAGGAAUCGAUAGGGCGUUCGCAGAGGGUCGCACCGAGCAGCAUAGGGGUGUGUCCGAUCUCCCGAGGCUCUAG